GUACCAUAUGUUCAUUUUGUUGACGUUUACUUUUUUGCCAGGAACCGAAGAGCACCUGGUUGAAAGGCCUCCAAUCGAAGCUUUUUCAAAAUAAAAUGGACCUGAUCAUUCUCGUGGGGAUUGCCACGGCCCUUUUGGUCGUCAUUAUUACUCUGUACUUUCUGCAAAAGAAGAAUGCCAGCCCAGAAACCAAACCAGCGGCUGCUCCACAACGUGGCGUUCCACAGCGCGCGCAGGAAGGAGUUCCUCGCCGGGCUCAAAUAGCCCGAAAUCAGCGUAAUCGACUGCGCCAAAAUGCUCCAGCUGCACCAGUUGCUCCGGCAGCAGGUGCUCCGGCUGCCCCCGGGGACUCCGACAACGAUGACGAGGCCCAGGUGGAUGCUGAUGGUGCCCGGGUACCUCAGGGCGCUGUGCUUGACGAGAAGAUGGGCGCCAAGAAGCGGGCCAAGAUGGAGGCCAAGGAGCAGAAGCGACUGCAGCGCGAGCAGGAACUGCAUGACCGAGAACAGCGCAAGGUGAAGGAGGCCAAGGAGGAGGCUGAACGGAAGCAGCUGGAGGACAUCGAGGCGGAGGUGGAGCGCAAGCGACUAGAGGCCGAGCGCCUGGCCAAGGAAGAGCGGGAGCGCAAGGAGCACGAGGAGUACCUGAAGAUGAAGGCCGCCUUCAGCGUGGAGGAAGAGGGUUUCGAGGAGGGCGACGCCGACGAACAAGACAGCUUGCUGGCCGACUUUAUACAGUACAUCAGGGACAACAAGGUAGUCGUCCUCGAGGAUUUGGCCGUGGCCUUUAAGCUCAAGACGCAGCAGGCCAUCGAUCGCAUCCAGGAGCUGCAGGCCGAUGGCACACUCACUGGCGUGAUCGACGAUCGCGGCAAGUUUAUCUACGUGUCGGAGGAGGAACUCGCGGCAGUGGCCAAGUUUAUCAAGCAGCGAGGGCGCGUUUCCAUUGCCGAGCUGGCCGAGAGUAGUAACAAUCUGAUUAACCUGACGCCAGUCUCCGCCGGCGGCGGGGAAGCCAGCUCUUGAUGAGAUUUGUUAGUCAUUUAUAAAUUAAAUUUAUAUAUUUAGAUUCGAUCUGUUGGUAGAGUAACAUGAACAAAACAAAUGCAAGCAGACAGACUUCUGAUUGGGUAUACAUAA
Messenger RNA from Drosophila ficusphila, 1139 nucleotides. RefSeq names its product DDRGK domain-containing protein 1 (gene Ddrgk1). The coding region runs from base 96 to 1025 and encodes 309 amino acids. The transcript is spliced from 2 exons. The record is from RefSeq and is a predicted model, not a curated record. Lineage: Eukaryota; Metazoa; Arthropoda; Insecta; Diptera; Drosophilidae.